AUGCUCUUUAGCAAUUUGUUUGCCCUGAACGGUCGCGACAGCGACAACACCUUUUUGGAGCGCAACCUAGAUAGCGACGUUUCGAUUGAUACCAUCAAUAUUGUAGUGACCUCGAUCGUCGUGGCCAUUGGUGUUCUCGUUGCAGUAUUUGCCUGGUUAAUGUACUGCUACUACGUCGAGCUUCACGAUUUCAACUUUCCUGGCUACGAAUCUUACCAAUACGGGGCAACCCGCCGUCACUCUGCCACCAACGAAGGUCUGGCGCUGGGACAAGCUGCAUCCCGAUACAAUAUCAUGGUUGAUGAAGAAACAGGCGACAUCAUCACCCAUCGGGAGGACGCGCCAACAACGGAGCGAGCAGCGGCAGCUCGUGACAGAACUCGCCGCACCUCUGAGGCUAUGCUAGGUGUUGAUUCUCGACGCGGGUCGUCGUGGAGUCUAGCCAGUGGAAGCCAUCACCAGCAACACUAUCAGCAACCCCACGGGCGUCGCAGCUCCACCUUUAGCGUAGGCCCUCCCUUGGCAGACCGCCGAGCAUCAAGUGGCAGUCUUCUAGCUGCAUACCCCUCCAAUACCUUCAAUGCCGCUGAUCGGCGCGGCUCCUCAUCUUAUUACGCACCUGAGCAACGGCGUGGAUCGUCUUACGAUACUCAACGUCGUCGGUCGCAGCAUUUUGAUACUCUUGAUCUUGACGGCUACCACUACAACUUGGGGCCACCAGGCACUGAACGCCGCCGCAGCGUGUCUUUUGAAGACUUGCCUCAGAUGCCGGAGCGCCGCUCAUCUCGCGAUCUGAUGCUCCUUGCGCCGCGCCGCUCAUCCCGCGAUCUUCUCCCACCAGAGGCGCGUCGUGAAUCUCUGUCCAACCCUAUGCUCCCGGGGUAUCGAAGGCAAUCUCAAAUUCAAAUCGCGAGCGUGGGAGAGCGUCGUCGGCGUGCCACUGAGCAAUAUCUGCCACCAGAUCGUCGUGGCUCGAUGGAGUCUCUAUCCUACUCGCGCCGCGAACGUCGCGGCUCAGCGCGCAGCAUUUCCUCUCGCUCUCGAUCAGGUUCAACGCGGAGCAGACACAUGUCUUUUGACGCGGCGCCGCCCCCCGUGGAGCGACGCAGUUCUUCCCACAAUCUACUCUUGCCUCCACCAGCAGGCCGUCCUCGUAUGCCUUCUCCAACGAACAGUGAUUCCAGGCGCUCGCCCGAUCCUCUGCACAUGCCCGAUGGAUCUCGAGAGUAUCAGGACAGCCCUGUCAGUGCCUUGACCGCAGAGAGCGCAGCCUCACGAUCGUCGCCUUCUAUGCGGCCUUCCCUGCCAGCACCUGCGUAUGAUGAGCAUUCCAUGAAGAGCGCACAGUCUCCACACUUGCUCCGACAACCCCAGCGCAGCUUGUAUCAGAUUGGUGAGACGCCCGAGCCUUCUGACCCAGACGAUGAAGAAGAAGGUAAACGCCUACAGCGCCGCCGCGUGACAAGAGAUGUGCAGAUUGAAAAUGGGCAACCUUCGCAGCCAACGGCGUCACGUGAAAGCGCAGCCAUGACGGUGCCUUCCGCACGGAAGUAUUCGACCGAGGUGCACAUCGUUGAAUCUUCCGAUUCCGAUAGUGACGUUGUCGUCAAUUUACCGCCAGCCUUUCAAAAGGACCAUCACGCUGGCAUCAACGAGCCACCCCUCGACACAAGGCACGACCAGCCCACGGAUGUUGCCAUGGAAUCGCAGCUUGAUAAAAACCAGCCGCUUCGUCCUCCUCCAACCCAUGGACCGAUGAUGUAUAUUCAAAUGCACGACGAUGCUGCAGAUGGCACGGCCGAGUCCACCAUUUAG
Molecule: messenger RNA, 1815 nt
Organism: Monosiga brevicollis MX1
Lineage: Eukaryota; Choanoflagellata; Craspedida; Salpingoecidae
Exons: 3
Coding region: 1-1815 (604 amino acids)
Source: RefSeq, a predicted model, not a curated record